AGCCUUGUUACUUGUAUCACUUUUUGCUCCCUGCUACUAUUUAUCUUUUUUCCUUUUUUAUUUGGCGCCUCGGCUUUGCUGCUGCCCCUUUCCACGAAGGCUUCGGUGAUGACCUCUUAGAUUCUGCCGACCAUCACCAUCUUUCUCUCACGUCCCGCGUUCGGUUCCCCACAACCCUUCUCUCUCUCCUUCCUUCUCUUUCUUAUGCUACAUAAUAUCAACGUUUCGUAUUCCAAUUUCGCAGUCACUAUUCCUCGUCUCUGUCUUCUCCUCCUACCAUGGCUUCCCAGCAGCAGUUAUCUGCCAUAAAGGGCGCGAGAGUGCUUAUGGUCGGGGCAGGUGGUAUCGGUUGCGAGCUGCUCAAGACUCUUGCUCUCUCUGGCUUCCAAGAUAUUCAUAUUAUUGACAUGGACACCAUAGAAGUGAGCAACCUCAACAGACAAUUUCUAUUCCGGCAAUCACAUGUCGGGCAAUCCAAGGCCAAAGUUGCUCGGGAAGCUGUCUUAAAAUUUAGGCCUCACAUAAAAAUUACACCAUACCAUGCAAAUGUCAAGGAUCCUGACUUUAAUGUGGACUUCUUCAAGCAAUUUAAUGUUGUUCUGAAUGGACUUGACAACUUAGAUGCGAGGCGACAUGUGAAUCGCCUAUGCUUGGCAGCUGAAGUCCCUUUGGUUGAAAGUGGAACGACUGGCUUCCUUGGACAGGUAACUGUACAUGUGAAGGGAAGAACAGAGUGCUACGAGUGUCAGCCAAAACCUGCCCCAAAAACAUAUCCUGUCUGUACCAUUACCAGUACUCCAUCAAAGUUUGUUCACUGUAUUGUUUGGGCAAAGGACCUUCUUUUUGCAAAGUUAUUUGGAGACAAGAAUCAGGAGAACGAUUUAAAUGUGCAUUCUACUGAUGCUGCUAGCUCAUCAGAACAGGCAGAAGAUGCAUUUGAACGUAGGAAAGAUGAAGACAUUGAACAAUAUGGAAGGAGAAUAUAUGACCAUGUGUUUGGUUAUAACAUUGAAGUAGCUUUAUCCAAUGAAGAGACAUGGAAAAACCGUAAUAGGCCAAGACCUGUAUAUAGUAGGGAUGUUUUGCUCAAUGGACUGGCUCAACAGAAUGGAAAUAUUUUUGGUGCAACGGAUGACCCGUCGUCAGUAUCUGCUAUGGCAUAUCUGGGAAUGAAGAACCCACAAGAUAUAUGGAGCCUCAUGGAAAAUUCUAGAAUCUUUUUGGAGGCUUUCAAACUAUUUUUUGUGAAGAGGGAGAAGGAAUUUGGGAACCUGACUUUUGACAAAGAUGAUCAGUUAGCUGUGGAAUUUGUUACUGCUGCUGCAAAUAUAAGGGCUUCUUCUUUUGGAAUCCCCUUGCAUAGCCUUUUUGAAGCUAAAGGUAUUGCUGGUAAUAUUGUCCAUGCUGUUGCAACAACAAAUGCUAUUAUUGCUGGGUUGAUUGUAAUAGAGGCAAUCAAGGUGCUGCAAAAUGAUACAAACAACUAUAGGAUGACAUAUUGUCUAGAGCAUCCAACAAGGAAGAUGCUGCUGAUGCCAGUGGAACCAUUUGAACCUAACAAAUCUUGCUAUGUUUGUUCAGAGACACCACUAACGCUAGAGAUCAAUACUCACCGUGCAAAGUUGCGAGACUUUGCUGAAAAGAUUGUUAAGGCCAAGCUUGGGAUGUACUUUCCACUUAUUAUGCAUGGGUCGGCACUUCUUUAUGAAGUUGGUGACGAUCUUGAUGAAGACAUGGUAGCAAAUUAUGCAGCCAAUCUUGAGAAGGUGCUGUGUGAGCUCCCUUCUCCAAUUACUAGUGGGACUACCAUCACAGUUGAGGAUCUAAAACAGGAACUUACUUGCAAUAUCAAUAUCAAGCACAGAGAGGAAUUUGAUGAAGAAAAGGAACCUGAUGGAAUGCUCCUCUCUGGAUGGACUCAAUCUUCUUCGGUGGAGAAGGAUGAUAACAAGUCUAUUGUCAACGGUGGGAGCACAUCAAAUGCAUCACAAACUGUGCCAGGUGAUUCUGAAAAGAAUGAUGAGAUGGGAAGUGUUCCUUCUGGGAAGAAAAGGAAACUGUCUGAGGUUCCUGAUGCUGCUGCUCAAGAUCCUUUAAGUGUUACUGAUAGUGAUGGAAGUAGAAAUCAUGGGAAAUUAGAAUUGGUUGAUGACGAUGAUGACCUUCUCAUGCUUGACGCUGACCCAGGCAUUAACAAGAAGAAAAGGUUGCAAUAGUCCUUGCUUGGGCUUAAUUCUCAGGGGUGCAUCUUACAUCCUAAUUUUGUACGAUUAGGGAGAUAUGGUGAUUCUUUUGGUGCUCAUAAUGGUUGUUUUAGGUCUCAAUAUUUAGUCUUUUGCUCGAGUUAGACACAAUUAGUUGGUCUCUCCAUUCCCUUGUAUGGUUUACAUGGUAGCAGCGACGUGUAUUUUUCAUAGCUAAAUUAACUAAAGGUUAGUUGGACUGUAGCAUUGAUGGAGAUUGACCCAAACGAACUCGGUGAUUGACUUAAUGACCAUAUUGUUACAACUUUCUCAGGUGCUA
Juglans microcarpa x Juglans regia is the source of this 2523-nucleotide messenger RNA. RefSeq names its product SUMO-activating enzyme subunit 2-like. The transcript has 11 exons. Bases 279 to 2216 code for a protein of 645 amino acids. Gene Ontology annotation, biological process: protein sumoylation. Gene Ontology annotation, cellular component: cytoplasm; SUMO activating enzyme complex. Gene Ontology annotation, molecular function: SUMO activating enzyme activity. The record is from RefSeq and is a predicted model, not a curated record. Lineage: Eukaryota; Viridiplantae; Streptophyta; Magnoliopsida; Fagales; Juglandaceae.